Ictalurus punctatus (channel catfish) is the source of this 3142-nucleotide messenger RNA. RefSeq names its product heparan sulfate 6-O-sulfotransferase 3b (gene hs6st3b). Gene Ontology annotation, cellular component: membrane. Bases 281 to 1540 code for a protein of 419 amino acids. The record is from RefSeq and is a predicted model, not a curated record. NCBI's taxonomy places the organism in Eukaryota, Metazoa, Chordata, Actinopteri, Siluriformes, Ictaluridae. Gene Ontology annotation, molecular function: heparan sulfate 6-sulfotransferase activity. The transcript has 2 exons.
UGUUUUCACCAAAGGGAGCAAAUCAAAUCUCAUCGAUCCCUCUCACACUUUAUUUUCCCGAGCGCACAGACACUUCUGUAAGCCGUUCAGAGGAAUUACGCGUUCAGAGACGGAUCUUUAACGGCUCGGUUCUUUUGCUCGUUUUCAAACUUUUGUCGUUGAGAUUGAGGUUUUGAUGGAUACAGAAGACGGACACUUCGCCUGACUGUAUCAACAUGUAGCAUGGGUUUGUUUUCCCCUCCCUAUCAAGGCAUGAUGUCUUCAGGGAAGAUCUGGUGAGAUGGAGAAUGAUUCAUACUCGUCGCGUGAACACUUCCAUCUCGUUAUCAUGAACGAAAAACCCAAUAAACUGGUGUUCAUCCCGGUCUUGGCUGUGCUUUUCGUGAUGAUAGGCUAUCAGUACAUCUGUCCAGCGGGCAGUCAGUCGUGCCAUUUGCGGAACGGCGGCGAUCCGAGAGGGCGACACGCGGCUGUAACGGACGACGCGCCGCACGUGGAGCGCGAGCUGGAGCAAGACGCAGCGUCCAAGUUCAACUUCAGCGAGCGCGAGCUAGCGCGCCGCGUCGACUUCGACAUGAAAGGUGACGACGUGCUUGUGUUCCUGCACAUCCAGAAGACCGGCGGCACUACAUUCGGGCGGCACUUGGUGCGCAACAUGCGCCUGGAGCGACCGUGCGACUGCCAGACGGGCCAGAAGAAGUGCGCGUGCCGGCGUCCAGGCCGUGACGAGUCGUGGCUCUUUUCGCGCUUCUCCACGGGCUGGAGCUGCGGCCUGCACGCCGACUGGACCGAGCUCACUAACUGUGUGCCAGCUGUUAUGGACAAGAAGCGCGCUCCGAAGCGGAAAAAGAACUUCUAUUACAUCACCAUGCUGCGGGACCCAGUGUCACGCUAUCUGAGUGAGUGGAAGCAUGUGCAGCGUGGUGCCACUUGGAAAACAUCGCUCCACAUGUGUGAUGGCCGUGCACCCACCCAGGCCGAGCUACCUUCAUGUUACAGUGGUGAUGAUUGGUCAGGUGUGACACUGGGAGAAUUUAUGGCAUGUCCACACAACCUGGCUAACAACCGGCAGGUGCGCAUGCUGGCCGACUUGAGCCUGGUCGGCUGCUACAACCUCUCAUCCAUGGGUGAGCGCGAGCGUGGUGCUAUCUUGCUCUCCAGUGCCAUGACCAAUCUGAAAAACAUGGCUUUCUAUGGCCUGACCGAGUUCCAGCGUAAAACACAAUACCUGUUUGAGCGCACUUUUCGGCUGCACUUCAUUGCAGCAUUUAUGCAGCUCAACAGUACACGCGCUGCUGGUGUGGAGUUGCGGGAAGACGUGCGCGACCGCAUCGAACGUCUCAACUUCCUGGAUGUGCAACUCUACAAGUUUGCCAAGGAGUUAUUCCUGCAGCGUGUGCAGUUUGCACGCCAACAGGAGAGGCAGGAGCGGCGCUGGCAGCAUGAGCAGAAGGACCACCAGAGUAAAAGGCAGUCAGAAGAAAUUCAGUCGCAGCCUGCCACCACAGAGGACUACGCCAGCCAGGUGGCACGCUGGUGAUGUUCCUUACAAAAAGGCACACUCGCAGCACUGAGCCAAGUUGUAGAUGGGGUGGCUGUGUUUUUUUUAGCUCUUAUUCAUUCUUCUGUGUCAUUUUUUGUUUGAGAUGCAGUUAUACAGUGAUGUGAAAAAGUAUUUCUUCUGUUUUUGUAUAUAUCUCAUACUAAAUUGUUUCAGAAAUUAAAACAACAUCUAAGAUAAAACAAAGGUAAAUCGAGUAAACAUAAAAUACAGUUUUUAAAUGAUAAUGUUAUUUAUUGAAGCAAAAAGUUAUCCAAUACCAACUGGGCGUGUGUGAAAAUGUAUUUGCCCCUGUAGUUACUAAUUCCCCAAAACUAUGAAACUGCAUUCAUAAUGGGAUUCAGCUGGACUAGACGCAACCAGGCCUGAUUACUGCAGACCCUGUUCAAUCAAAUAAACACUUAAACAGAACUUUUUCAACAGAAUGAAGUUGGUUAAAAGGUCUUACCCAGUAACACACUAUGCCAAAGUUGAAAGAAAUUGCAGAAAUGAUGAGGAAGAAGGUGAUUGAAAUACAUCAGUCUGGGAAGGGUUACAAAGCUAUUUCACAGGCUCUGGGACUCCAAAGAACCACAGUGAGAGCCAUUAUUUCUAAAUGAAAAAACCCGGCACAGUAGUAAACUUUCCCAGAAGUGGCCGACCUUCCAAAAUUCCUCCAAGAGCACAGCAACGUCUCAUCCAGGAAGUCACAAAAGAGCCAAGGACAACAUAAAAGAAACUACAGGCCUCUCUUACAUCAAUAAAGGUCACUGUUCAUGACUCCACUAUCAGACAGACACUGGGCAAAAAUGUCAUCCAUGGAAGUGUGGCGAGGUGAAAACCACUUCUAACCCAGAAGAACAUUAAAGCUCAUCUGAAUUUUGCCAAAACUCACCUUGAUGAUCCGCAAACCUUUAGGGAGAAUGUUAGCAUAGGAGUAAUCUUAGUACUAGAAGUAAGUGAAAGAAUGAUCUCCAGUUAUCAGAAGCCUUUGGUUGCAAUUAUUGCUGCUAAAGGUGGUACAAACAGAUUUUAAGUUUAAUGGGGCAAUUAGUUUAUCACAUUGGUGUUGGAUAACUUUUUUUUGCUUCAAUAGAAAAAAACUAUAUUUCCUCAGGUUGCCUUUGUUUUAAAAAUAUUUAGUAUGAAAUAUACACAAAACAGGAGAAAUCUAGAUGGGGCAAAUACUUUUUCACAGCAAGUCAGUACACUGGGAAAUGUUUCCUUAGAGAGUCAAGUCUGAGAAUCUGAAACAUGCACACAAUGAAUAUUUAUAAUGCAACCUCAGUAGAUUGCAAUGUGGGUAAAGAGCAAUUCUACUCUUAAAAUGUUCUUAAACACAGCCUAGCAUCACAAAUUUCCAGACAAAUCUGGCUAAUGAUAAAUAAAAGCUAUGGGGAACCAGUUCUACAUUUGGAAGUUUUUCAGUGGCAUCAGCAUUUUUAUUUUCUGUUCCACUGAAGCACUGGCCGACUCUUUGGUGUUUCUGUUUAUGGCUUUAUGGGAAUGUCUCACUGAACAUCAUGGGAGUCUAUAUUUCCAUUCUCGAUAAGUGAUUAGUGAUGUGACAUGUUAAGGAUACACAGCAUUUUAAGCAGGAAC